AUGUCGCCUGUAGGACGCAACUCUUUGAUGACGGCUUUACAUGUUAUUGAACGUUACGCUUUAAAUACACAUGGUGUUGUGGGAUCAUUAUAUGAUGCUCACACAGAUAAUCUUCUAACGACUUUACCUGUAAAAACCAAUUCUAUUUCAAAAACAUAUGUGACAAAGGAACCAGUCAGCGAACUUAAAAUAAUUGACAAUUCAAAUUGUAUCAAUUUACUAAAGACAAUCGAUAUUGAAGAUGAAUUGAGAGUAAGUAUCGUUUUAGGCAUAGUUCAAAUUACGAAAGGAAUACUCAUGUUGAAUAAUUAUGAACUACCUAUUGAUCAUACAAUACUAUUAAUUCAUUAUCGUCAUAUUAAAGAAGAAGAACAUUUACCUGAUGAUAUUUCGAUUGUAAGAAAUAGUCUUCCACAUUCAUUGUCGAACGAUAGGGCUACUCACAUAAUAACCAGUGUCCGAAAAGGAAUUGAAUUUGUCAUUUUAUUGGAACUUACUAAUAAUGAAUACAGCAAUAAAAUUGAUUCUAUACUGAAAAAGCUUUGCAAGUAUUUCACCAUAUCUGAAGCAAAUUUUCUAUCAAAAGAAGAUCAACAGAACAUUAAUCAUCUUAAACCAACUAUUUUUACAUGUAUUGAUGAAAUUCGUACUCUUGCCGAUACCAAAAAUUUGAGUGACAUUUGUCAAAGCAUCCAUCGAUUUAUUUUCAAAUAUAAACACAAUAUACCAUUAUCCUACACAUUAAAUAGUGUACAACGUAUUUAUUACGAUGAUCCAUCUAAUCAAAGAAUAUCUUAUAAACUAGAUCCAUCAUUUCUACAAAAUAUCGAACAGAAAAUAGUCCCAUUAUGCAACAAGUUUAGAACUUUAGAUUACUUAUUUUCUGUCAAAAUAUCACCACAAUUAUCGAAAUGUCUCAAAAGUCUUAUUGAAGAAACAUAUGAAAAAAUAUCUGGAGUUAAAAAAUUAUAUGAGGAAUUUCAACAACUCUUAGCAAAAAAAGUUUUUCAAUUCCGUCAAGGUAAUUUUGAGGAACCGCUAUUUGAAAACGAAUUGAACAGUGAAUCAUUGAAAUUAUUGAACUGUGAGUUAGAAGCUCUUCAUGAUACAGUAGUCAAACUACAAAAUAAAGCUACUUUUAUCAAUAAACUAAAAAUCAAUUAUAACAUGGAAUAUUUAAAUGUCGCUGAUUUCGAAGACACAAAUGACGAUCAGUCAACUCUCGAAGGAAAACUUAUUUGUUUUAAUCAACAACAAAACAAUUACUAUCUUUGUUCUUCCGACGAACUACUGGAAAAAAUUCCCAACAAUCAUGAGACGUUUUGUAUGCGUUCACUCGAGAAAUAUCAAAAGAAUUUAUCAUUACGACUUGUAUUUGCUGAUUUUUCCUAUUGUAAAUAUAAAUUGGAUAUUAUGAAAAUACUAAAUGCAUCAAAUUCAAUUUCAAAAGUUUCUUCUUUAAUAGAAUCAAAUGAAAUGAAUGUUUUACUGAUAGGUGAAACAGGAGUUGGAAAAUCUACAUUUAUCAAUGCAUUUGUUAACUAUUUAGCAUUUCAUUCACUUGAUGAUGCUAAAGCUGGUGAACCUAUUGUACUUAUUCCUGUUUCAUUUCUUAUUACAAUUGGUGAUCAAUUCGAAGACAAAACUAUUCAUUUUGGUCAAUCUGAUUCAAACGAAAAUCGCAAUAAUUCAGGUCAAUCAGUUACACAACAUUGUCAAACAUAUAUAUUCAAUAUUGAUAAUAAUGUUAAAAUACGUAUCAUUGAUACACCUGGUAUUGGAGAUACUCGAGGCAUAGAACAAGAUAACAAAAAUAUUGAACAUAUACUGCAAUAUAUUAAUCAUCUUCCACAUCUGAAUGCUAUUUGCUUCUUAUUGAAACCAAAUACUACUCGUCUUAAUGGUUUUUUUCGAUCAUGUUUUAUGGAAUUAUUUACUUUUCUUGGACCAAAUGCACAUGAUAAUAUAGUCUUUUGUUUCACCAAUACAAGAGCAACAUUUUACACACCAGGAAAUACUGCGCCAGUAUUGAAAAACAUGUUAAAACAACUUCAUGCUGAUAGUGUUGCUCUAUUUUCGAAACGCAACACAUUUUGUUUUGAUAGUGAAUCAUUUCGAUAUUUAGCUGUAAUUAAAGCUACAAACGAAAUGGUAUUUGAUAAAAAUCAAGAAAAUGAUUUUAAUGAAAGCUGGAAAUUUUCAGCAGAUGAGUCGAUUCGUUUAUUAGAUUUUAUAAAAAAUAAGUCGAAAUGUACAGUGAAUAAAUUUCAUUCAAUAAGACAUGCUCAAAUGAUGAUUACAACAUUAGUCCGACCCAUACUCGAAACGAUACGUAACGCAUUACGAAAUUUAGUAUUACAAGACAUUGAUGGAAAUAAGCGAUAUGUCAUCGAAAUGUAUGUACAUUCUAUAUCCAAAUCCGCAAAUUUAUGUACAACUUGUCAUUGUGAAUCAUCAACAAAAAUUGACAGUAUUUGGAUUGCUAUCAAUUCAAUGCAUGAGUGUCGUAUAUUAAAUGAAUGUGCUACAUGUUCGUGUGCUAUUGAUAAGCAUUUACCUAUUUUAUAUACGCUAGAAUGCAAGGCAAGUGAGACAAAAGGAACAUGUUUUUAUUCAGAAACACAGCAGAUGAAAGAUCAUUUAUUACAAGCAAGUUUUAUAUUUACACGAUUUUUACUUCAUACAACUCAUAUAUCUCAAAAUCCGUUUUUACCUUGGUUUGACUUAUUCAUCAAAGAAGAAAAGGAAUUGUAUUCUGAAAAAUCAUCAAGUAGUUUAAAUGCUACAUUAUGUAAUAGUUUGUAUGCAGUGAGAAAGAAGUAUGUCGAAUAUUUAAAUGAAAUAAAAAAUGAUCAAGAAGAGAUUCAAUUAGAUUCUGUUUAUAAGUGUAUCGAAGAAAUACUCAUGCAUCCGAUAAUAUCAGAACAAAUGGAGGCUAUUAAAACAAGUCAAAUGAAAAUAUUGAAAGAUCAUGAACAUGAUGUAUCUUUACAACAUCCUCAUAUGAAUAUGAAUGAAUUUCUAAAUUCACAAACCAAUAAUUUUUGA
This is a messenger RNA of Rotaria sp. Silwood2, 3048 nucleotides long. The record is from the annotation of a GenBank genome assembly. Lineage: Eukaryota; Metazoa; Rotifera; Eurotatoria; Philodinida; Philodinidae.